GAUUUCUUCACUUAAACAUAUGAUCCAAGUCUGAUGUCUUACUCAAUCCGUAACACUGACUGUUUAUCUUGGCUUUGAAUAUGUAUCUUUGCAAAAAAAAGAGAGAAAAAACUAUAGCAGGAUUUUCUUCUCUCCUUUUUCUGACCAGACACUGUUAUACUGCGUAAAGCCUGUUUGAAAAGUCAAAGCAGCUUGUUCCACAAACUUCUAAAUGUAUCUUUGCACCUUUGUGCUUUAAACAUAUCUGUAAAAGUUGUAAAUUCCUGAGGCAUACACCUGUAGUCUUCUUACGCUGUUCAGUAUUGAGGUAUAAGUAGAUUUGAUUUAUCCCUUUUAACACCACAAUGAGUUGUCAGACUGUCCUCAGUUAUCAGUGACCUGUGUUUGCUUUGAAAGGGGGACUGAUUUUACCAGCGACCUUCAUGGGACUGCCUCAGCUCCUCCUCUUUUUAAAUCUCAACUCUCCACUUGUGAAAAUUACCCACGAGUGGACGGUGAGAGGUUCAGACCUGAGGAAAGCUGUCAACACCAUGGAGGAACAGAGUGACAGAUCAAGCAAGAGAAAAGUUGUAGCAGUGGUGGGCGGAGGUUUGGUAAGAAAAAGAAAAUGAAAGUGAAUUAUCAAUUUAUUGCAAAGAACUUCUGGACUCCUGAGCUUCAACUGAACACUGGCCUUUAGAGAGGUGUCUCUUUUUUAAAGGGAAAACCUCUAAAAAAAGCACUGAAAUGUUUGAAUGACAGGGACUUGAUUACAUUGGUGUUGAAUGUGAAUUGGUAUUUGUAAGUGUUGCACAAAGAAAGCCAGAUUAAAAAGUGUUCAGCUAUACAACAUGUUUAUUGUAAUUGUAAAUGAUAAGAACUUGUUAUCAUACCCGCAAAAGUAACUGUAAAAGUACUGUCCUAAUUUUUCUUUCUUCUUCAGGUGGGAGCUCUGAAUGCGUGUUUCUUUGCCAAAAGAGGCUUUGAUGUGGAAGUCUUUGAAUCUAGGGAAGGUAGUGUUGAAAGCUCCACUUUCUGAGGAAAUAACACUGUCACAUCCCCCAAAGCAAAGAGGAAUUACAACUGAAUGUAUGAGAUUAAAACAGUGUGUCUGGUCCUGUUCAGAUAUCCGGCAAGCCAAAGUUGUGAAGGGGAGAAGCAUCAACUUGGCUCUAUCUCACCGAGGCCGACAAGCACUGAAGCAUGUUGGAAUGGAGGAGAAGGUACGCAGGACUGUUAUAUUCACUGUUUUAUUUUCAAUCGUUCAAUAUUCAAUUGUACUGCAUCAGAUAAAACCAAAAGGUAUCUCAAGACACCCCACUAAAAGAGCAGGCCCAGAAUGUACUCUUAAUUAUUUAUCAAGACUCAGUACAGGUCCAACAUCAGCAACCCUUUGACAAUAUUUGGAAAAAGAGAAAAAUCAUUCCUUAAAAGGCUCCAGGUGACACUCUGCUACAGCUAAAGAUUAGAAUAUAGGCAACUACAGCAGCAACAACAGAGUACACUGACCUAUAGCUAAAAUGCCAAGAAUUUAAAUAAUGAUUGCAAAAAAUUGCAUGAUAAUCAAAAUUGACCAAUAGAAAAUUUUAUGUUGAAAUAAAUGGUUCACAGGACAAGAAAAUGAAACAAUAAAAAGGACAAUUGACAUUAUCAGUAUAAAAAAAAAUUUAAAAAGGAAAAAAGAAGAAAAAAAAACAGAAAAAGAUUUUUCAUUCAAACAAACAACAUCACAGCAGAUCAUAUUAAUAUUAAAGCUCCUGUGAGGAACUUUCACUUCGUACACAUUUGACAGCCCCUGUUAACUAAGCAGUCUUUGCUCAACUUGCUCUCUACAUGCACAAACAGUGUGAUCUAACAAAACUGUCUUAUCAUAUGUAGUCAGAUAUCUUUAUUUAUUAAAUUAUUAUUAUUAUUAUUAGUAGUAGUAGUAGUAGUAGUAGUAGUAGUAGUAGUAGUAGUAGUAGUAGUAGUAUUGUGUGAAUAUUUCUGUGAAAAUUGUGUAAACAGUUUUUCUUUGUCCAUCUGCUUGGCUGACACUUACCACCUCCCACCAGUUUUAAAAAUUAGCAUAUAAAAAUCAUCGGUCUUGUAUGUUUUUAAAUAUUUUCAGUGAUUUCUGUUUUUUUUUUCUCACGAACAUCAAAAACUCCUCACAGAAGCUUUAAGCAAAUUUACAUCCCAUCUUGUUUCUUUUAAGCUCAUUAAAGGAGUUGUUUGACAUCAGCGAAAUAGACUGAAAUUCAAAGACUUUUCUGAUAUACAAAGCAAAUGACCAUGUGUGUGUGUGUGUGUGUGUGUGUGUGUGUGUCUGUGUGUGUGUGUGUGUGUGUGUGUGUGUGUGUGUGUGUGUGUGUGUGUGUGUGUGUGUGUGUGUGUGGUGAGUGUAACCAUAUUAAUGGUCAGUCAUCAAUGUGUGAGGGAACUAAUGACUCUAUAACUUGCUUUACUGUUGAUUUAGUCAGGAGGUUAUGGCUUGAUAUAACAUUAGUAAGGCUGAUAAUGAUAUUGAUAUAACCAGUGGUGGACAAAGUACACUGCUCCAUUACUGGAACAAAGAAGAUAGGCUCACUCCUGGUCAAAUAUUAUUCCAACCCAAGUGAAAGUUGCUAAGUCAACUUAUUUGUUGAGCUUAAGUCCUGGAGUACUUGCUUUUAAAAAAUACAUAGACAAGGCAAGGCAAGGCAAAUUUAUUUCUAAAGCAAAUUUCAAGGCAGUUCAAAGUGCUUAACAUGGACAUCAGAAGAAUCAUUACAGAUGUCAUGAUUAUUGUGGCCCUCAAACAUCUCAUGAACAAAUGUAAAAAUCAAACAAGACAGGAAGUAAAACUGAGGAAAGCUAAGACAAAGGUGAAGCAAUACAACAUGUGUUCAUAAAUAUUACAAGUCCAUCAUUUUCUACUCUCACAGUUUCUUUCUGAUGCUUGUUUUUAGCAUAAUAUCAAUAUUGUAGUAUUUUCAAAAACAUUAUAAAUUUAAGACCCCCAAAAAUUGUACUUUAAUACAGCGCUCAAAUAUAUUUUCUCUCUACUGUCCUCCGCUGUAUACAGUACGAAUAAGGCUGAUAAUAAGAUAAUGCUGAUGCCAGUAGAGUAAGACAGCUUAGAGCCAUUGCAUCACCAUUAAGCCUCUGAGGUCAUCUACACUCCUCUCCUAUUUGCUCUACCAGUCCUCCUGGGCCAGACAUCACAGGCUCAAGUGGAGUCAAGUGGGUGGAAAGCCUUCACUUUUCGUUGAGCUGGAUUUGUAGUAAUGAAAUAUUAACUUUGUGGCCAAGCCUCAGGGAUUCUGUCCACUCAGGACACUCUGGCAUCUGAGGUCGGCAGUCUUUUUUCUUCAUUGUCCACGUUUGCUGUUCUGACCGCAUCAUGCAGGCCCGAGAAGUGUGCAUCAGACACUGAUAUUUUACACAUGCAUGAGGAGACAAGGUUUUCACAAACACUUUCAAAGGCAGAUAGUGGGUGGUCAUGUGAGCGUGCUGGACGGGCUGUGGCACGACAACGUUUUUUGCCUGGGUAUUUACCCCCUUUGGGCUUUUACUCUUUUCAUAAUGAUAUACUCUGGAGUUUACAUUUGCUUUUUGCAGCCUGAUAAACAAAUACAAGCAGUCCAGAAAGCAUCUGUUGGAUACAAAGUAAUUGAACUGGAGGUGACUGGUGGCACCUGGGUUCAUUCUGGGAUUUCACAGCAAAGCAAUCAAAGCUUUUCAUAUUAAAUACAUAUAUCUCCCUCUGCAGUUGUUUCAUGGUUAAACAUGACAGUUUAAAGGGGAUGAAACACCAACUAUAUAUCCACAAAGUCCAUUUACAGAAGUGAAAGUUAAAACACAUAUUCUCCUUUAUGAUGUUAAAUUAUACAGUGAUUUUUUUCUAGAUUUUAAUGAGGGUUAAUCUAAAAAUAUAACCCCUUUCAUUAACUUUGAUUUCAGAUUGUCUCCAAAGGGAUCCCCAUGCAUGCAAGAAUGAUCCACUCUCUGUCUGGGAAACAGUCCCCGAUCCCUUAUGGCAAGAAAGGUCAGGUAAGCCGGUCAUAUAUUUAAUCGUGCACAGCUCAAAAAGAGCUAGGACAUGAGCACUAGCAUGUUGUAUUUCAGACGACUAAAGGAUAACAUUUUCCUCCAAAAACAGGAGAAAGAGGUUCAUUAUUCUUUGAUUGGAAUAGCUGAACUUGAGCGCUGACUUCUGCUGGAGUGGCAUACAUAUGUAGUAUGUAGGAAGAAGGUGAAAAUACAUUUUCAUAAGUAGGAUAUAUUUACCUUUCAUGGCUUUACUGAUUAUAUCUACGUUAACAUCCAACAUGUAUAUCACCCAAAACUGUUAAACCGUGGUGCAUUUGUUAACUUUAAAAAUUCAUACGGCUCAAUCUUUCAAGACUCGGAAAAUAAAGUUGUCUCUUGUAUCAACUUGCCGCUUGUGAGGAUAGGUUGAGACUUACGAGAGGGUAGGAUGAGCCACAAGUGGAUAAAUUGCUCCACUCUUUAUGUUGAAGUAAAAAUUGAAUAUUUGAACUUUAUGUACCGCUUUAUUAAAGUAAGACAAAUUCUGAAAGCUAUUAUCUAAAGGUAAAAGUUUACGACUUAAAAGGCUGGUUUUCUUUACCAAGGAGGUCCAUUACCAGACCUGAACCAAAUCAAAUUCAAGGUAAAAAUGGCAUUUACAUAAACUGCAAAUAAAGGAAAAAGAAAAUCUGAUUGGAUUUACUGACUUUAGCCACAGGCUGUCAUAAUAACUGCUCACAUUUGGCAGUGAUUUGAUAGGAAGAAAAUGUACAUUGCUCCUCUAGGCUGAGCCAUUCAGUACCUUUACAUGUGGUUAAAAAAACAGAUUUAUUGCCCCAGUUUGACUGAAACUUGACUUAAAAAAAAACAUGUAAACACAUUAGUCCAACUGAAAUCAAACUAAAUCGAGCUUCUCGUAGUCGGGCUAACAUACUGAGAUAAUGAAGUUACAAAUUGACUUUCUCUUCUUUGUGUAAGACUAAAACUGGCUGAAGAGUUCUGUGCAUGCUUUAUUGUUCACAUGCCGGGCCUUGAGCUGGAGGUUGAGUAGCAGAAAGGCAUUGGUAGGAAGCCGGGUUGCAUACAAAAACUUGACAGGUGGAAAAAAAAGGACGUUACAAAAGAUGAAUUUUUCCUAUCAUACACACAAACAACACAGAGCUAUGAAAGUGAUGAUGUUUACGUUGUUCUUCAAUCACCCUGUUAGCCUCUUGGUAAUGCAUCUAUCGAUUGUUUUGGUUCUGGUCUUCCAGGAGAUAACCCAUAGUACUGAGCUAUAAGGGGGCAGUUUGCCACCAGCUGUAACAGUGGCAGACAUCUUCUGUCAAUAAUUAGAUUCUUGCCUGGUUCUUGUAAACUGGGACAAGGACAUUAGUCCAGUUAAAUCACCUAAUAAAACUAUGACCGUUGCUUACUUAACUGUGCUUGUAAAUGUACUGAUUGGCUCAACUUUCCUGACUCCUCUUUGCCAUUUUCACAAAUCCAUGUCGGUGAAAAGUUGGCAUCAAGCUAAUGGUAUAGUCUCAUUAGGUAGCAUUCUUAAACACUUAAACAUGACUGAAAUUUCCUCAGACUUGACUCUGAUUGUUCAGGUACAAGAACCAUGACUCUAUAAAAGUUAAAAAGUCACUUUGAAUUGGAAAUUUAUAGCUUUUUUAAAACCAAAAAUGCCUACCAUUUAAUCCACGGGCCUCUGUACAUCACAGGGUGAUUAAAAUGACUGACUCUUCGAAAACGUGUGAUCACAUAACCAACUUUUUUUUAUGGUCACCAAGAAGCAAGGGGUGGUUCAGCUGCCCCACAGGCUUAGAUCACCCAUCUCCCCCCGCAUAUAGUGCCUUUGUAAAGGUACUGUGUGUAUUAUUUAAUAGCAUUCUGCUGAUUAGACUUGGUAAGAUAAGAUACUCCUUUAUUAGACAAAAUAAUUAUAUAGGUGGUGUACUAUCACUUUAAUAUAAAGAUCAAACUGGUAACACACACAGUUUAGUAUUUAGUGACUGGCUGUGCAAAAAAAACAGCAGAUGAAAGACAGAAACAAAUGUUUUUUGUUGUGUACAAAGUAACUUAAAGGUCACCAUUGCCACUGGAUAUCGCUAAAUGCUCCCAUUUAUACUCACUGAACCUUUCAGAGCUUUAAAUUAUAUAAAUGCACAGGCUGUCUGUUGCAGUCUUACCAAGCAUACUGUGAGAAUUCCUUCACAUGUGCUGGGUCAGACUGCAGAUGGAGUAUAAACUCUGCAGCCCUUCAGGCCCCACAUGCUAAUGUGUAAAGAAAACUAUAAUGUUCAUGUUAACACAGACGUGUGUUACGUGACCAGGCUAAAAAUGCUCUGUAUGAUGAGAUAUCAGGCUGAGAUAGUGAUGCAUUACAAUAACACAAGUGCAACAAAGAAUGAGGUUAUGAUUAUGUGUGUUUGUUAUUUGUUUUUAAUUACAGUGGCCUCUGGGGGGAAUCUCAUGGUGGAAUUGAAUAAAAAUAAACAAGAAAGGAAAUGAAAGCAUGUUGAGUUGUUAAUAUACAAGAGUACAGGAGAAACCCUGGAGACUCUCUGUUCCCAUUUCAAUUAACACUGUUGGCUGUGUGUGUGUGUUUGUGUGUGUGAAGCUGCAGAUCACACAGUCAUACAGAUUGUUCUUCUUUCAGUUCAUCCUAUCAGUGGACCGAGCCAAUUUGAACAAAGAGCUGCUAACAGGUAGGAUACCAUGCUCACUGCUAAAGGAUAAGGGCUACAUAAGGUAGCCUAAUUCUUUGAGGAGUCAAAAUAAAACUGGGUACCAUUUUUCCUUGACAUCAUAACUAUGAUAUAGUUGGCUAAUAUUCAGUACCAGAGCAAGACCAAUGUUACAUACCAUUAACAUUUAUUAUCAGCUGAACACUCCCACUGUGAAUACUGUGAAUAGCUUUAGUGUGAUUGCUUUCGUGUCUAAUGGCUUUGCUCAGUGUGCAUAAUGAAAUCAUGAACUACAAAAAGCUGGGCUGAGAGUGGCACCUGCAUGAUUUUGCACACCUCCUGAUGUCCUGCUUUUAUCAAAAAAAAAAGAAAGUGGGUUACAGAAGCCACUCACAUGUAGACAUAGAACUGCUUUAAUAUGAGUUUCAUGGCUUUUCAUCAUAAAUUUGAGUUGUGCAAGAGUAGAGCUGUGUUUCUAAAAACAUAGAUUGUUGACAUUUUCCUGCCUUCUUUGAGCGACACAAUCAAUACAUUUACAUGUUUCUCAAUAAAAUCCAUUUAUUUCACUUGUCCAAGUAAAACAGGACUUUAAAAAAACAUGUUAACAUGUUAGAAAUCACAUAAAAUCUUCUUGUAGCCAGACUAACAUUCCUGGAUAAUGCAAGACACUCCUCAGUGGAGCUGAAAUAGACCUGCGUGUUCACACAGCCAGAGGCUGUACAGCGUAAAUGUGUUGCCAGGAAGACGGGUAACAAACAAAAUCUCGACAGACGAAGAAAAGAUGUAAAAAGACAAAACGUUCAUAUUGUACAAACAAAUAUUACAGAGCAGAAACAGCGAUGGUGUCAACAAUGUUGUUGUACACGCUGUUAGACAUUUGCUAGUGCGUUCUGUCAACAGGUCAACCUGAAGACCAGCAAGUUGAUGUCAGUCAUUUGAUUCUCCCUCGUUACCUGUAAACAUAGUAUUGCAGUUAUUCCCUUAAUUGCGCUUUAGCUGUAGCUGAACUUAACUGUGCAUAUACAGUACAUGUUCUGAUAGUUUGGAGCGUAUGCCCUUCAGUUUGUGUCAAUUUUGAAGCAAACUAAUUUGGGACAAAAUCCUCCUGCUGAUUUCUGACAGUCAGGUGUAUCAUUUAUUUUGUUUAUUUCAUAAGAAAAAUUGCAAAACCAAGACCGUCUCUACAGCUGCAAGGAUGACACCUACCCUCUCACACCAGUUUCAGGCAUAAAAACUGAUGAUAUAAAAAUCUUCUGUCUUGUCACUAACGGUUUCUUUUUCAUAAAUGCAAAAAACUCAUCACAGUAGCUUUAAACUACAUCCACUACAUUCAAGGCAUUUUAAAUCACAAUAUUAGUAAAAGAGCAACUCCUCCAGGGUCCAGUACUUUGAGUAUGUUUUACAGGAGGUUAUGAUGUGGUUGUUUAGACACAUUAGUGAAAUCUGUAAUACACUGUAUCUUUACAAAAAUUGUUUAUAUCAGUGUGUAUUAACCACAGUGAGAUCCCAGGUACUGUUAGGUAUUGCUGUGACUCAGUAUUGAAUGGAGCCACAUGCCUUUGAUUGUCAAGCUGUUCAAAUGUUAACCCUCAUGUGGUAGGGAGACUCAUUAUAGACCCCCCUCUAUAAGUUCCAGUCCACUUCUACAAACAGCAUUUUAGAUUGUAUGUUCAUAAAGGUUUCUUAAUCAUGUCUGUAUCCUCAAUGCAUUCUUAAUUCAUGACCUUUGCAGCGAGGAGCCCCAAGUUAAAACACACACACUAACCAAAUGAGGCUGUUAUCUAGCAUGCAGAGCAGAUAUUCCCUGUGCGUUUGCUUCAUGCAAGGUUUUUUUUAAGACUGCGUAAGUACAGCAGGCAGGGGAUGUGUCAGUCUUUCUGCAUUAAAGGGAUUUUACCUAAUAUUUAAUGAAGCGCCUCAGUGUGUGCUUGGAGAUAAUUUGUGACAGCGUGGGUCUGUGUUUAAUUAAUUAGUUAAAACAGAGGCUGAUUGUAAAGCUGGGGCUCUUAUCUUAUCAGGGCUAAUCCAGACUCCUGAAAUUAAGGUUAAGAUAAAGAGAUUUCCCAUAGUGUGACAACGUAAACAUGACUUUUUCACAUCGAGAUACAGUGACUGCUGUAGCUGCUCGAUAGGAGGUCAGCUCCCUGCAGUGAGGAUGAAGUCAAACUGUUGUCUGACUGCUUUUUAUCAGAAAAGUUAAAGGUUUCAUGUCUUUUUUAACAGUGUUAUUUAAGUGCUGCUGUUAUGUCAUGCUUUUUAUGUGAAAUCUCUGAUAUAAGCUCUUUUGUAACAUGUUAUGUCUCACUCACAGAGGCAGAGACGUAUUCAAACACAAAGCUGAACUUUGACCACAAACUGCAGGACUGGAAUGCUGAAACGGGGCUGAUGACCUUUGUCAGGUAAAUAGUUACUGAUGGUACACACGCGCACUCCUGAACAAGCAGCACACACUCACGCGGGUAAUAUAUGUAAGGUUAUCUCGUAGGAGGAUUCUCUGUUUUAACAAUGGUUUUAUUGAUCCUGUUGCCUCAGUGGUCCCUCAUGUAAACACAUGCGGACAUCCCGAGGUCUGAGAGGGUGAUAAACAUGCUGCCUUUGAAGCGUGCGUGCGUGUGUGUGUGUGUGUGUGUGUGUGCGUGUGUGGUUGUUUUGUAGCUGUGAAAUUGGUCGUCCUUCAGGUAAAUGUGACACAUUUACAGCCCAAUUAACAGUCAAACACCUGCAGGUGUUUUCAACUUUGAAAAUUAUUGACAAGUACGGCUGAGUUUUCAAAUUGAAGUCUUCCUUAUCUAAAAAUGUACAAAAACCAUUCCGAUGAGUGUGCUGUCCUUUCCAGGAAUUUCAUUCCUCUAGGUUCAACAUGUACCGGGUUCAAAAUGCAGAUUAAAAUGAGUCUCUGUGGCUAUAAACUUUUAAUUAAAUCAAGUUUAACAUGACAACUGUGGAUGUGCCUGGAAUCUGAAAGUCUCCCUAGAGUGCACCUUACACAUCCAGGACACAUCCCUGCCUCUGCGCUGUAGCGGAGCAGCUUGUGUUUGCUCUCCUGCUUGUGUAAUUAAAGGUACGCAGAGAGCCUGAUGCAGCUGUGAUAGUAUUACCAUCCUCCCACAGCAGCCAAGAAACCAGCAUUGAAUACACACACUUGAUCUGCUUUUUUUCUAAUGACUCUUCAAGAAUCUACUUUACUGCUUUAAAUCUGAUAACAUGUCCAUGAAUGUGUCUAAACUCUGCUUAAGAUUCUGGUCUGAUCUGCCAAAAUGACAUACAGCUGUGCAGGGCAUGCAUAUUACAAAGGAUUUGAUCACUGUUUGAGAUCUACUGAGUUUGAGUUUUAAAAACUUCAAAUCUGUAGUUCAAAGAAAGUUUGUGUCUCUGAAACUGUCUUUUCACUAUUGAGCCUGGUGCAGAUUUAAAGCCCUUGUAAGGAGUUUAAGCCGGUUAUAAAACACAUUGAGAUUAAUAUUGACGACUGUUUAUGAGAUACCAAAGCAAAAAGCACCAUCAGCAAUAAGACUGGCUGUUUUUAUUUGGUGAAUUUAAGACCUGGACUCGCUGGCUUGGUGGACGUCUCACAGAGAACGAUUUACAGCAUGUGAAGAAACUCCUCUUUCACAUUUUCCACAACAAAAACUUCAAAUGAGUGUAACAGUAGACUUUUACAGGAGAUCAGAAUAGGACUUUUUGGCAGAAACUGAUACCUACACACAGAGCUGUAGUUAAGUCACCAGACCUUGAGUCUGAGUCGAAUCAAUAGAAAGUGAUUUCCGGGGGCAUCCAAGUUUAGUCCUAAUUGCCAGUGUCCAAGUCCAAAUUGUGUCUCAUUAUAACUUCAUUAUUUUAUAUGUAUAUUUAAACAGGACCAUCACGAAGAAGUCUGACUAGUAUAUUUAGACAUCAGUUUGGCUCAGCGGUUAGAACAGGUGCGGCCACAUACUGAGACUGCAGUUCUUGAUGCAUCGUUCAUACAAAGGUUUCCUGGAUUUGACAUGAUGUGGUACAUACGGUGUUCAUUUUGUUAUUGAAUGUUAAGAUGUUAGAUGUUCAUCACUGACCUUUUUCAAUGAUGAGAAGAGACGAGAUACAAUACAUCAUUUCUAAUAACUUAAAUACUGUUGAGUAUAGGUUCCUUUUUCACUAAUGAGACAAUGAUAAGACAAGAUUGUUUUAUCUGACAUUUACUCUUCAUUGCAUUUUUCCCACUGCGCAUCUAGUCCAUCACCUGAAAUACAACCGAUACAUUCCUGUAACAGGCUGGGUAAGAUGAAGAGCGCUGUGUUAAUUGUGUGACUUGGCUUCAGAAAGCCUCCUGUUGAUGUACAUCUCUAUGCUCUAUGAUGUCAAUCAUAAACAUUUCCUGAUGCAUGUCAGUAACACAGACACAACCAGCUUUUAGGGCGAUGCAAGUUCAGUUUCUAAAGUUUUGCUGUUUUUGGUGCUUGUACUGUUUCAGCUCUGUGUCCAAACCUCAUUUAGCCUGAUUUGAAGGUAAGUUAGAGAGGAUAUUCAGCAGGACUUCAUGUUGUAACGAAAAACUAUAAAUUCUUGAUGAUAAGAUUGCACAUAACGGCGCAGUGAACUGAGUGUGCGUCCAGCCCAUUGGUGCCAUAGCAUUUCUUGCACUUGAGAACAUUAGGAGCCGAGCCUGGACCCCCUACCCCAACCAGUAAAUGAAGAUGGUGUCAGACAAGAAAUGGUUUUAUCCACAUACGGUGCUGAAAUCAACACAAACCCUGCUAAAAUUACUUUGAGGGCCAUCUCUUGCUGAAAUUCAAUUCAACAUUUACAAAAAUAGGAAAAAUGUCCUCUUAAUUUUUUCCUUUUCUGUUAUCUGUGAGUGUACAAAAGCAAAGUGAGCCACUUCAGAGACUCUUGUAGAGGAGAGGUUUGAUUGAAGUUUGCAGGGUGGAAUAUUUCAUUUAACCUGAAGCACACAGACUUAAUUAAACCUGCAACACCUUGUCUCAAGGCCCCACAUGAAGAAAACUUCACUCUUUUAUAAACUUACAUAAAAGCAGCUCACCUUGUUUGUGUACCUAUAAUCUGACACACAAAUGUCCUCAAAGUUGUGCAGGUUGAAACUCAACCAAGGACGUGGCCUUUCAAAUGAACGAUAAUGUGAGUUGCUAAGGUUGGGUUCGGUUAUAGUAGGAUUAAGAGGAAUCCAAGGUGUAAGAAACUCAAUUUUAAAUAAGAAUAUUAUCAUAUUCAAACUAAUAUCUAAUCUUGUGUUCUCAUACUGACACCAUUUAAGCCAUCUCACAGCUCUUUAAAAACUUUGGUUCCCAAGUCCUCCUCCGAUCCAUCUGGGUCAGCCGUAGCUCAGUUAGUAGAGUCAGCUGUCUCUACAUCUCUAUUGUUCUUUUUAAUUUUAUUGUUGUUUUCUCUGUUGUCUUUGUGCCACAGCCCCAUAUUGUAAUUCAGAUUUAUGAUUUAUUUAAUUGGUUUGAUUUUUUGUUUUAUUUACCUCAUAACCCCACAUCUUUUUUCUGUUUUCAUUAUUUUAUUGUUCUUUUAAUUCUUAUUUUCUUAUUUUUUUAAUUUAUUCAUUCUGAUGUGGUGUUUUUUUUAAUCUUUUUAUUUUUCCUUUUUUUUUUAAAGUCUUUAAAUGACCAUAUAAUGAUUUUAUUAUAAUAUUUUGAUCCUUUUCUUGCUAUGAUUUAUGAAUAAUUUCCCCUAUUGCUGUUAAGAUCUAUUUAUUGUGCUAUGUCUGUCAAAGCACUUUUUUGUUUUCAAAGUUAUUAUUGUCCUUUUGCACCUUGAAGUAUUGGGUGUAGAUAAUUAUGCAUGUGUGUGCUUUCUUUAGGUGUGAUGGGUCCAAGCAGCAGAUCGAGGCCGACCUCAUUGUCGGCUGUGAUGGAGCUUUCUCUGCCAUCCGCAAACAAUUCCUCCGCCGAAGCCGCUUCAACUACAGCCAGACCUACAUCCCCCACGGCUACAUGGAGCUCACCAUGCCCCCCAUCAAUGGAGAGGUCAGUGCGCAGUAAACUCCUUCUUUAAAAGUCCACAGUGGAUGUUUCUCAUAAUUUGAUUUCCCACUUUGAUCAUCCUCCCCAGUUUGCCAUGAAGCCUAAUUAUCUGCACAUCUGGCCGAGGAACACAUUUAUGAUGAUCGCCCUGCCCAACCUGGUGAGUGUGAAUGUACAUUUCUGUGCUCUACAGCAGCAGCAGGGUUAUUGCCACACGGUUUUAGGCCACCGCUUUCCACAAAGGCAUAAUCACUUCAGAAAAUGUGCAGCACAAUUGACCUCUGGGAUGUCCUCUAAGAGUUAAUUAGCCUCAUUCACACAAGCUUCAGAAGCCUGCCCUUCUUUUCACACUGCACUGUGUCUCUGUGUGUUUGAGUCAGGCUGCGCUGUCUCUCUCCCGUCCUCCUUAAUCCUGCAAUGAUUUUUCUUCAUGGCUGACUCAGCAGCACUUGGUGCCCCCCCUCAGCGAGACCUGGUUAAAGCUGCAGACUUUGGAGCUUAUUCGCUCUGUGACUGACUGCCCUAGUUCCCAGGAAAACAUCAGAGCUGAGAAAAAAAAAAAAACAAUAAACAAAACAAGACCAUCCUUGCUGUGGUGGGUGCCAUGGUAACAGAGAGAGUGCUAAAAGGUCCACAGGGAGAAUGUGUGUACUGUUGAUGGAUAGCACCUGCUCAGACGGGCAGAAAAUGGCACACCUAUAACCCCGGCGCUCUUUCAUCCAUCAUCUGAACAGGACGGAGUCUGGCUGUGACAUUUUCAUUGAGGCCAGAGGUUUUUUAAGGCCCAUGAAAGUGGAUUUAUUUUUCAUAAAAGUUUAUAAAUGACAAAAAUAUAUGUCUGACCUUUUGUGUGUGCAGUGAAUGAUAGGAGGAUGUAACUUAAUGUGCGAUUGCAAGGACCCAGACAGAGUAAAUUAUCUUUAAGUAAGACUCAUUUACAUGAUCAUUUCGGCACCUUUUCAAAUAGCUGUCCACAGAGGAUACUUUUCAUUGUUACCAACAAAAGCAUCUGCCGCUGUAGGCUUUAGGCUGUAGGCUGUGAGACUGAGGUUCUCUCCAGAGAGUGGAUUGCUGAAAAAGUUUGUAAACCCCCAAGUACUCAGGGGGUUCACUUAAAAGUAAGAAGACAGAAGGUCUGGGGGUCCUCCUUCAGGUAUUUUAGAGAAUUAAGUAAUUCCCUUGAUUCUGGCGAAUGUUUUUAAAACAAUUUAUGAUAGAAAUUAAAUGAUGUGAAAGAAAAAAUGAAAAUCAUCAAUGCAUAAUUAAAAAAGAAUGACUCCUUCUUCUUGCAUGAAUGAAGACACAGUGAAGUUUGAUUUAAUCUGAAUCAAUCAAUCUUGAUUCAUAUAGUGCCAAUUCACAACAAGUGUUAUCCGACAAUAAAAGCUGACCGUACUCUAUUUACAAGGACCCAAUGUAAAGAUGGGAGAAGAUUGAUCCCCAUCACGUAAGGUCAUACCCACUUCCAUAUCACCUUCAACCAAACGAGUGUAACACUUUGCAACACUAACAAGUUACAGUGGAAAGGAAAAACUUCCUUUAACAGGCAGAAACCUUGAACAGGACCAGACUUAUGUUAGACAGUUAAGAGGGGAGAUAGAAGGAGAUGCAGAAAGACAGAGAUGGACAGAGGAAGAUCAGGGUUUUCCAGAAAAAAUCUGUAUUAGUGACUCUAAUGGGAUUUUUUUCAGAGCUAGUGACACAGACAGAAAGAUGGUGGAAAAAGUGGGAGAGGUGUUCAGUGUGCCAGUGAACUGGGUGGUGUAGGCAACAGCUAACCCAUCACAAACAUAAACAAGUUUGUCAUCAACAGAUUGCCAUACUUUCAAACACAGAGUAAACUAUGGAAUUAGUAAAAUAUGACAGAUUUAAAUAAUCCAUGCUAAUAUGAAAAAAGCUCCAUCUGCAAAAGGAAGCAAAAAAUAUGAGACGAGAAAAAAACGUCCACCGCUGAAGGCUUUAUCACCAUCCCAUUAUCAUUGCAUAAAAAAUCUGAUGUUAGUAACUCUGGUUCAUUACCUGACGCUGAUUUGUUGCUUCAAUGGUGUGUGUGACAGUUUUAUACUUUAUAUUUCAGCUGCAGCCCUGACGGUACUUAAAGGGAGUGUUAUGGAGGUAAUACAAGAGAGUAACUCAAGUGAAGGGCAUCCAUAACUUUGAUAUCCACCUCUCUGAUGUCAGUCCCUUUUGAAAAAUGUUCAGUCAUCAACUUUGAGUAGAAGGAGGGGAAUAAUGAGCAGUGAAGAUGUCUGCAUAUUUGUGACUUUGCAUGUGGUAGUAACUAAGCUGCUAACGCUGCCAUCAAAUCACUCAUCUCUGUUGUUCAUAUUUUACCACGCUGUAAACGCUAUACUGUUGCUUUCACAACGUAGUUUUGAUGCCAUGUCCUGCUUCCUGAGACAAAGACUCUUCUACGUACUGCCCCUCACCUGUCUACCAGGGAAAACUUGAUGUUGUUAGGCAAGUAUGUGAACAAAGAGUUUGGAAAAUUUGAGGGGCAGGGCUACUGGAAUUUUCUGGAAAUUUGUAACAAAAAAACCUAUUUCGUCACAGCCACUGAUGGUUGUUCAGGGCAAAUUGAUAGAGAGGAACUAUCUGACUCAUCAUUUGAUGUUUGACCGUGAAACUAAAAGACGAGAAAACAAAAAUAAUGUUGUAACGAAUCUUAGUCCCACAGGUGUCCACACAAAGCUAACUUGAUUCAACACGAUUUUCUGCCAGGUUAAAAGGCAAACACCCUGAGUUUAUUCUCUAUUUCAGGACAAGACGUUCACCUGCACUCUCUUCAUGCCCUUUGAAGAGUUUGAGAAGAUCACCACAGGAGAUGAAGUCAUUGAGUUUUUCCAGAAGUACUUCCCUGAUGCCAUCCCACUAAUAGGAGUGUAAGUCGAUCUCUAACGUCCAUCUUUUCUUUUCUCCCCUCCCUCUAUCUCUUCUUCCGACCUGCCGACCCAUUCUCAGCAACACAUUUUCAUUUCCCAUCGCCCUGUCGACUCCAGGACAGGCACAACUAGGAUCUGUGAUGUGUGAAAUUGCAGACUCAGUCUGACAUGAGUUUGUGCAGCGAGGUUUUAAUUUGAGGUGAGCCGUAUGUUGUGGGUGACAGAGAGAUAGCAGGGGAUUUCGUUCUGCUGUUCCUGCUCUGGGAUGACUUUAGUUUGAGCACUCAGGCAUGUUUUUAAUCCCCUGUUUGGCUGUUUAACUUCCCAGUGAGAUACACUGAAUAUGGCGAUUUUAACUCCUAAUAUUUGUCACGUAUUUUUGUACGAAGCUACAACCAAAAUCUGUUGUUUACAGGCAUGUGACUAUGAAAAUGAAUCCUCAGAAUGAGUUUCUAAUAGUUUUAUUCCUGUUUCGUUCUCGCAGCGAUGCUCUCAAGAAGGAUUAUUUCCGGCUGCCUGGGCAGGCCAUGGUGUCUGUCAAGUGCUCCCCAUAUCACAUCGGGAACAAAUGUGUCCUAAUGGGCGAUGCAGCCCACGCAGUGGUGCCUUUUUACGGUCAGGGAAUGAACGCAGUAAGUAACGCUCAAUGAAGGGGAAGAAAGGUAGAAAAGAUUUAAAAGGAGACUCAUUCACACGUUUGUGCCUUGCAGGGCUUUGAGGACUGCAUUGUCCUUGACGAAAUAAUGGACAAGUUCAAUGAUGAUUUCAGUAAGUACUUUAAAACUGAGAAGAUUAAAACAGCAGCAGCAGACAAUGACCUGACACUUCAUUUGCAAAUCUGUCUUCUCCUCUUUGUGCGUCUGCCUAGGUGCUGUGCUGCCUGAGUACACCAGAGUGCGAGUGCCAGACGACCACGCUAUUGCAGACCUCGCCAUGUACAACUACAUUGAAGUAAUACAUUUGUUCACUCUGCCUCAAUUUGACUGUCAUAUCCUUGUCCACCAUUAAAGCUAUUAAAGAGGAGAUAAGUGACUUCAGCACAAAAAGGAAGGCUCAUGCCUCAAGUAGUAGAACCUGCAUUUAAAUAUAUAUAUAUAAAGGUGUUGCUUGAAGUCCUUCACUUUUAGAGAAUUAUCACUAACUACAAAGUUUUAAAGCUUAGUCAGCUCUCUGUUUUCUUUUUUAAUUUGUGUUGGUUUUGGCUGCAGCCUUCAGCUUUUUUUUAUUAACAAGCUUUAGAAAUCCACCUUGCAUUACCUGCCUGACACUCAGCUGCAGACAGACAAAGCUAGAGGCAAGCCGGUGAACAUCAAGUGUUUUGGUUGCCAGUUUGACUCUUUGUGAAUGUUGAAACAUGUGAAUACCAUGAGGCUCCACUUUUGAAUAAACUGGCUAACCUUGUUUUUCUAAAGAAACAAAGUGGGCAACCUCCCACACAGUGUUUGAAAAGAGAAAUGGCAGAUUUUGUGUUGUUGUAAAUGGAGUCCGGUGGUUAUAGAGGGAGCUGGGGUCAAACAGAUUUGUCGUUGACAGAGACGCUGGUGCUCUGGUGUGAAUCCUAACUCUAGCUGUGAAAUAAGUGCGAUGCGGUACAGAUUGCAAAACUUUCUUUAAAAUAUAAAGGCAUAGAUGCAUAAAAUGGUACUUGAUGGAUAAUUACAUUGCAGCAUAAUUGCAGACUUAGUUUGCCUCACUCUAUUACACCAACAAAUCACUAUAUCAAAAGGGGGAGACAAAGAGUGAAACACAUCUUACAUACAAACAAGUGAGUGACAAACAAGUGCACAAUAAAACGUCGACAGUCCAUAGCCAGCUGUAUUGUUCUGCUUUUGCUAAAGACGCAUUAGAGAAACAUACUGAUCUUCAUAACUACUGUAUCCUGGAUGUUUAAAGGUGAGCUUCAAAGGUGGAGUCUAUAGUGCUUUCUUAUGAAAAAAAGAUCGACAGACAGCUCCUCAGAGAAAUUAAAGCUGCAACUGGCAAUUAAAGAGUCCUCGUAUUGGGAUUGUGUUGCAUCUACAAGGUGUGCAGAAGCUGUUGGUUAAGAAAAGAGCUACAUAGGUGGAGAGGGGUUUGGGGUCUCAUUAUGAACUAAAUGAGUGUCUGGCAGUGUUCAGGCAGAGACUGUGAGCGUACAUUUUGUACUUUAAAGCACAUUGUACAGUGUAGUCCUGUCUUUUAUUCGUAGGUGGGGCAGUGACUUUGGCAAACUUAUGGUCUAUAGGAAUGUUUGUGACAGUGCUUUAGUCAUACAUCUAAGAUUGAAAGCCUAUUUAAAACUAUAACUAGAAAUACAUAUAACUUAUUUUGAACAAAUGUGGCUAAUAUUAUAAUUAUAAUGUCUAUGAAGAUGAAAUGAAGCUGGGGAAAGCAUGACACCUGCAAAUUUGAAUGAAAUUAGACAUAGCAUGUAGAAGUUUGGUGCUGUAGCUAUGGAUGAGAAAUCAGCAUAUAGAAGUGUUGUUGUGGAUGUUGAUCAUGUAUAUGAAAUUUAAGACCACUUGAGUUGUGUAUGAAGGAGUUAAAAUAACUUUCUGUGAGAUGGGUUUGAUGGGUUGUCAGGGAGACAUCCUUCAACCAAUACUCACAGUCUGAACACUAUGGCUUUAUCGUGAUCAGAAGGCUUUGCUGAACACAGAUGAAGUGAAAAUGUUCAAUGGAGGAAGAGGAUGAAAAGUCAGACUUCCUGUUGGCAGAACGGGGCGCUAUGGCUAUUUACUUUGACAUAUGAAACCUUGUUCACAUCAUCAUGAUUAAGUCAACUAGUUGAGCAAACAAGUUAUUUCUACGAAUGGACUCUUCUCAUUACAACUGACUGAUGGACUGCACUCUGAAAGCCAGAGAUUGAUUUCAGUGCUGCUGCAAUAAUCACAGAAAUACAAUUUCACUGCAGUAUUUUGUUAUUCCUAAACUUAUCAAAUCAUCUGUUCUUUUUUUGUUCUGUAGAUGCGAGCCCAUGUCAACUCCAAGUGGUUCCUCUUCAGAAAAUAUGUGGAUAACUUCCUCCACCUCCUCAUGCCAAAGAAAAUAAUCCCUCUGUACACAAUGGUAAGUGUUAUUUAAAGCAAAGCAAUCACUUAAUUUCAUGUAAAUCUUCAUUAUAUGUUGCUCUCCACUGUCUACAGGUCACCUUCACCAGGACAAGGUACCACAAAGCUGUCGAGCGCUGGCACUGGCAAGACAAAGUGAGACUCUCUCUUUACCCAGUUUCUGUUCAGACUUUUUACAUUUUCAGGCACAUUUCACACCUCGAAGAUUUUAAUAGUGUAAUUCAGUCUCUUUUGAAGUCACAGUAUUAUCAUCAGCCAGCAUGAAAGGGUGGAUAUGACUCUCACUUGGGUAAAUACUUCCAUUUUUAGAAACAUUUGAUUUAUCCCAACACAAACACAAAGCACUGCAGCACAAUGACGUGUUGAGGAUUUCACCAGGUUGGCUGCAGAUGAGCAGGUUUGUCCUUGGCACUAUGACGAACUGUGCAAUUUCCCCUUUGCUAAUGGCCUACAGUCAGAGGGACGACUGGGAUUUCACAGCUUCCUGUGCUCUGUGAAAAACCCCAAAGGGUGUGUGGGCAAAAUGACCUCUGUGAGCGGCAGAAAAACUGCUGAAUGAAGCAGAGUGUACAGUAGUGUAACAUGGUCGUUCUAAAUAAAGCACUGACAUACUGACAUGGACAAUUAAAGCAUCUGCAGUGAGUGAGGACGUCCUAGACCAAUGAUAAAAGCUGAUGGAGCCGCAAUGACAUCCCCCAUUGGUUUGUGAACUGCCUUUGGCAUAUUGAAUGUCACCAUCAGGCAUUUGGAGCCAUAAGUCUAAAAAGAGAGAGAGGAGUUGUAAAAGAAAGGUGUUAACAGAUGCAAAGUUAUCUGUUAGCAGAGAGCUUCUACUAAUCAAAGUAACAGAUGUUGACUUCAAUGUCAGUGUAUCAAGCUAAACUGAGAGAUGAUAAAUUAAGCCCACAACCCCUCAGCCUGUUAGCUUUGUAACUGAGGGUAAAAGUUAGGGAUUUAUAUUUGCAAAUGCAUCACCCUCGCUAGUCAGCAGCUGCGGGUAAGUUUAAAAAUAUAUGUAUUUUACUCAUCAUAGAUUCAAAGUUUUAAUCAGGAGUUUUUUAAACAAUAGUGAAGCCUUCUAGCUGGGGCUGUAGCUUUGUCUAAAGCCCCAGCAGGAAGCUUCUGGUAAAUGGCAUGUAGGCUAUAGCAUGUAUAGCAUUGCACAGCACAGUUUGGAAGUAUUUUGAUCCAACUGAUGGAAAUGAAGUUUUAUUACAGCUGUGUUUUAUUAGAUUAGCAGAAAACCACUUGACUUGAACAACCAGCUCAGGCAUGUGGACAUCAACCUGUAAGAAGGACUGAAGGCUGGUGGUGCUAUCUCUGUUUGACUAAGCUGCACUUAGAAAACUAUUUUAACAUAAUUUACCUGCAGACUCUUGUGUUUAGUGGUGUCUAGGUUUGACUGUCUCCCAAGUCUUUUUCCACCUUUGGAGCGGUCAUUUCUAUUUAAAUGACUAGACAAUCAAUCACUUAAAAACAUCCCUAGAGUCAACAUACUCAUGCUUGCACAGAAUAGGAUACUCACUGUUUUUAAGUUGAGUUUUGGCCAAUUUAGGCUCAUCACACUUCCAAUAUGGGAAUUGAACUACCGCGUGCAAAUCGUUGAAAGUGCCAGCAUUUUCACAGACUUCCUGUUGACAACAGUGACUGCGGUGUUUCAGAGAUAUCCUAAUCUGGUGGGCGUUUUUAGGAAGUCACCGUUGAGGUCAGCUAAAACGCUAUUUCCGUUAUCAUGAGCAAAUGAUCUCUGUUAUGGCGAGAUAAUGAAAAAAAAUUAGAGCAAACAAACUUUGUAUUAUUGAGAUAACAAGAUAGUAAGCCACUAUCCUGAGAUAACAGUGCAUAAAAAAAAACAAAAAAAAAACAUGGCCAUUCUCGCUUUCUGUACAUCUGGCAGUGUUAGUGCUUAAAUCAUUAUCUGAAAAACAAUAAUUAGAUAAUACUUGAUUUCUAUAAGGUUCAUUGUUGACAUGUUUAUUUUUCAACUUUCUGAAACCUUAAAAAAAUGUUUUAGACUUUGUUUUCCACUUUGGUUGAAUUAUGCGCUGUAUUGUUUAAUUAUGAAUUUAUCAUUAUGACUGUAAUGUUUGAGGAACUAAUACGAUUUUACAUGGAAAAAUCUGAAUUGAAGUUAAUUACUUUCUUUUAAAUGUAUUUUCACAGGUGAUAAACCGCAGCCUGAUGUUGAGUGCUACGGGAGCUGCUCUGGGAGGCUCCUAUCUGCUCAUUAAAAACCCCCCAGACAUCAACAAGCUAAUCAUCCCUGCUGAGAAAAUGUGGAACAGGCUUCUGGCCCUCAGGACCGCCUGAGCACGGGCACCCUCUCUGAUCUGACAGACAAAAACUGGAGCUUCAAACACCAGAGGAAAAAAAAAGAGUCCAAACUUUAAUUAGAGAUUAAUUCAGUCCUUAAUGAGCACGAUGAAGGCUCAGCCAGGACGAUUAAUGUACUGUGAUCAUAACUAACCCCAGUCAUUAUGAUUGAUAAUAAGUUUUGAAUGAUAAUGGUUUGACAAAAUAAGCUUCAACACUGAAAAUGUUCAGCCCUUCUAUCUGAUUGUUUUCAGGCUCCCCUACAUCAUUUGCACAAUUUUGCUGUGAAAACAAAAACGUCAAUAUUAAACUCACUGCCAGCAACUCUAGUACGUGCUGAAUGAGCUUGUGGAGACAAUUAAAGAUGGUUUGGAGAUAUUAUUCUCUCAAUUCACAGUUACUGCCAGAUUAUUCUGUCUCAGGCUGAAGUUUUACCUGCAAAAAACUGUUUUUGAAGCAACUAUUGACUGCAGAGCAAGUUAUCAUCACCCUUUAAAUUUUUAAGCUUGUAAGGCAUCAAUUGCUCAUGAGAAAAUCAAGCACUGCUGUACUUUUGGAGACCAGAAUCAAGUCUUUUUGUAGUUGUUUUGGUGGUUUCAGCUGCAGACUGAAUAAAACAUGGAUGUAGUCUCAGGGAUGUCGACCAGUGGUUUCUGUAGAGGUGUCAAGAGGCCAAUAGGUAGUGGUUCUUAUACUGGAAAAACUAACUCCAGUGAUAUACAGCCUUGUCUCAAAAAUAUGAUAAAAUGACAGCUGUAGGUGCUUGGCUGUAAACUGCCUUUUCAGCCACAGUAUGUUAAGGUCAUACCUGUUGCCCAGAGUUUUCAAAAAAAAUAAAACCACCCUUUUCUUUUCUUUUUACAGAAAACACAUUUACAUUCACAGGGGAACAAAUAGGGAGCUCCUCCAUAAUUUCAUUUGUAUAUCAGGAAUUUUCAGUCAAAAGAUUACUUGGCUUUAAUCUCUCUAAGUGCAGCAGACAAAUAAAUACCAGAAUUUCAUUAUUCAGAAACCGGGGCACAUUUUUCUUGAAAAGUCUGGAGGUUGCCGCUUGUCUGAAACUCCUUGAGCUUAGAAAAGACAAGAGGAGCUGAAGUUUUACAGCUUUUUAUUCAGAGGAGGUCCACUGCUAAAGGUGACCCCUUUCAGAGUAUCAUAGUUUUUCUUUUAACAUUUGAUGAAAGAGGCUUUGGAAGAUGAAUUGAUCAACUCAAUUUCAAACUUGAAGUUUGUGCCCAGACUGUAUAAGAAAUGUUCGUUAUUCAAAGUGGGGCUACUCCUCUGCACCUUAAACCAGAUGUCUUUCACUUCAUCAGCAGGGGUGACUGAAUAAGAGUCAAUGAGAAAAUUAGACUAUACUCACUUGAUUUAGUUUUCACUAUGAAGAUUUUCCUAAUGAGUGUGUGGUCUUUGUCUCCAUCUGAGGUCUUUCUAAUUAAAUUAUUAUGUCUAUUUCGUAGUUACGGUCUUGUUUAGAGGAUGAGAGAAGAUAAAACAGAGCAUGCGUUUGGGUGGGGGCUAUCUUGUGACUAUCUAGUCAUUGAAAAGCUCGUACAUGGGUGACCUGAAAAUGUUCAGCUUGAUGUUUUUGUCAUAAUUAGGCUGUACUGAAAUAUUUUACAAGGUAUGGGCUGUUCAUCUAAAAAUAUAAACCAAAAAUGACCAAAAUUGAACAUUUCUGCUCCCAUCAUGGACAUCUGUAGAUACAUCAUGCAGAUCAAGUGACUGGGGUAGGUGAUACCUGAGCUGUACCUUCUGGUUUUGAAGCGAAGGGUGAAAUAAAUGUUCAGCUCCACUUGAGGCUGGCCCCAAAAGCCAAGGAGUCCAUUUCAGAUCUUAUAUUAAAAUGUCAGUUUUACAGAAGAUAUAAGUAGAGAUGGAUUUCAUUAACCGAGUCCAUUAAAUACCAAAUUAAGCAUUUUUCAAACCCCAAAAAUCAAUGAUAUUUGAGUCUCAAGGGUCCCUUGAAGUGAGGAUACAUUUUGAGUAAUGUUGUACCAUGUUAAUUAAAUCAAAUUGUGCUCAUUAAAUCACUGGACAAUAAAAUUUUCUAUUGAACAAGUAUAAAACUACUUAUUAAAAAGUCCUGGUGGUCAGUUGUUGUAAUGAUGGCUGAAUAUGAAAUGAGAUCCAAAGUGUAGCUUCAUUUUCCAAAUCCUAAAUGUAAAUUAAAAUGUGGUAAAUGUUGCACUAAA
Messenger RNA from Xyrichtys novacula (pearly razorfish), 23050 nucleotides. The record is from the annotation of a GenBank genome assembly. NCBI's taxonomy places the organism in Eukaryota, Metazoa, Chordata, Actinopteri, Labriformes, Labridae.